Molecule: messenger RNA, 2094 nt
Organism: Ectocarpus siliculosus
Lineage: Eukaryota; Phaeophyceae; Ectocarpales; Ectocarpaceae
Source: the annotation of a GenBank genome assembly
AUGGCUCGCGUUUGGCUCCCUUUGGCUCUCUCGUGCCAGCUCGGUUGCGUGGAUGGCUUCUUUGUUGGGCCGCUGCCUGGCCGUACCAACAGCUCGCCCGUCCACCGGCACCAGAGCAGCGCCAUCGUCACCAGUGGCACCCACCGGGCGCCAUGGGCGACUGCAGGACCGAUACUGACACUAAGCGGCGGAGGGCCGCGGGGAAGUCCGGCGGAAGCGACAGCAGUCGGUAGCAGCAGUCCCACGAGAAGCAGCAGCAGCCUUGAGGCGGCUGCCUCUUCCGCCGAGACUACGUCGCAGCUGGAGCAAGACGAGGAGGGCGGCAGCGACGACCGCGUCCCCGUUACUCUCAUCAGUGGCUUCCUAGGUGCUGGGAAGACCUCGCUCCUGCAGAGCUUGCUCAAGAAUCGGCAGGGUAUUCGAAUCGGGAUGGUUGUUAACGACAUGGCGGAGGUAAACGUGGACGCGAAACUCGUAAGGGACGACCCCAACGCGCAGGGAGCCGAUUCGGAUACCGUAGAGCUCCAGAAUGGGUGCAUCUGCUGUUCGAUGAGUGAGGAGCUCUUUGUGUCCAUCAACCACCUGGUCGAGAGGGCCGAGGCGAGGGGCGCCCCUUACGACCAUAUCGUCAUCGAGUCCAGCGGGAUCUCCGAACCAAAGUCUGUCCGCUCGACCUUUCAAGACGCGGAGUCGUACGGGGUGCUGCUUAUGCAAAAGAUCCUGAUGGCGCUCAACCCGCACGCGCGAGUGAUCGGAUGCACGUACGGAAACGUUGGAAUACACGACGUGUUGGGGGUGAUGGACGGCCAGGGCGUGGCCGACUCUGGCACCAUCGAUGACCACAAGGACUCCAUGACGGCGCUGGAGAAUAACGCGGAGGCGGCGGCGGCGGCGGCGGCGGCAGAAGCGAGUGCCGUUGAUGUUGGACACUCCCACGCGCACGCGGAGGAGCACACGCACAGCGAAGAUAACGAUACCAUCCCGGAGUCGGGAUGCGGUUCGUGCCAUUCAGAGGAAGAGGCUAAGGAUGAGGACGACGGGGUGGAGGUGGCCUCUUCCUGCGGUGGUCACAGCCACGAGCACAAGGAGCACGAGCACGAGGGGGAGAAGGGGCACGACAGCGACUGCUCUUCCGAGUGCAGCGAGGAGGGUCAUGGACACGACCACUCCCACAGCCACGGGCACAAGGCCAUCGGGGACGGAACGACGACCGCGGCGAAGCGGUUCGGUAUUGAUAACUUCGUCUACCGACAGCGGAGACCGUUCAACCCAGAGAGGCUGGCAGAGCUGUUGAAGAGCAUGCCUAGCUCGUCGAACCUUGCUCUCAAGGGGGUAGCUUCAGGGGCGGACGACAGCGCCAAAGCAGCCGAUGGGGCUAGCAGCAGCACUAGCGACAGCGAGGCCUUGAGGAUGGCUCUACGGAAGGUCGUGCGGUCGAAGGGGUUCAUGUGGCUCGCCUUCAGCGACAAGGCGGCCAUGUACUGGUCUCACGCCGGGGCGAGCUUUGAGGUUUUGUGUCUUGGUCGGUGGUGGGAUAGCUUGGAGCGCGAGCUGUGGCCACCAGGUUCUGCGGAAGCCGUGAUGGAAGAUUUCGAGGGCAAGUACGGGGACCGUCGACAAGAGUUGGUGUUCAUCGGCAUGGGGAUGUGCGAGGAGUCCACCCGAGGGCCCAUCGUGAAAGCACUCGAUGGCUGUCUCUUGACGGACGAAGAGAUGGAGGUGUACGAAUCUGUCCGGGAGACAGCGGACGAGCUUCCUGAGGCAUUCCCAAGCCCGCUGCGCGUCAGGUUUACUUAGGAGAUUUGCUGGCGAAAUUACUUCGAUUACAAUAGUGUGAAGUUAUUUCACCUAGAUUCUCUGGUGCUCGGGAGGAGAUGCUGGGGCGAGUGGGUACUCUCCGCUACUUUUCUGACCGAGUCUGUCUGGGGAGCAGAAAAAAUGAACAACUACACAACGUCUCCUAUUGUUUGUGGUACAAUCAGCUGUUAGUUUUCUUUCGUACGCUACAAUAGAAAAGUUGUAACGGUUGGGUUUCUCUUAUGCCCAAGAAUACGACUUGUGUGUGAAAAGAGGGAAUCAAUCGUCCUCGACUGU